Messenger RNA from Pocillopora meandrina, 12133 nucleotides. The record is from the annotation of a GenBank genome assembly. NCBI's taxonomy places the organism in Eukaryota, Metazoa, Cnidaria, Anthozoa, Scleractinia, Pocilloporidae.
CAGGUCAAAAGAAACAUUCAAUUUUCAGAGGACAUGCGAGACUGGCAAUGGUAUUUGGUAAGUUCACUUAUGAGGAUUCUAACCAAAAAGAGUUCCUAAUUUUCAUGAUUUAAAAUUUUUUAAGCAACAUCAAUUUUAGACCUAAAACAAAAUUUGAUCCAGUCCUUUCCCAAGGUUGCGGUCGCCAACACAACACGAUUUUGUUAUCAUUUCAAUAAACCUUCCAAGAAAAAGAACUGACAAAAAUCCAAAAUCUUCAUAUUUUUACAUAUACAUUAUUUAAAAGAUUUAUCUGUCGUUCUUCGCAAUAAUAGCUGACAUUGGCCUUCAAACUUUGUCAAGUGACCGGUAGUGUGUUCAAAAGGUUGAUUAACAUUCAUGAAAUUCGCAUACAUUCAGGUUUUUUAUGAAAUGGUUGCCUUUUUGCGCUUAAUAUGUGUUCUGAACGUAUAUUUCGCUCAAAAGUUGCUCUAAAAGGCACAAAUUGAUCGAGGUUGCUAGAACCGCAAAAGUUGCUCAAGAGUCGCCGCGCAGAAUCGGCACAGGCCCAGAAGCUAGGGACUGGAGAAAACUCGCAAUAUUUACUGUCUAUUUCUAGUUGUUAUGGACCUCAAUUGGAGUUGCCACUGAAUUGAAGAAUAAUAUGCGAUGCUUAUACAGCGCAAUUUCUUUAUAGAAAGACACUAGAGUUUCAAUGGAUGUCGAGUCCGCUUGGGAUGCUGGGUAUACAGGCAAAGGAGUCCUUGUGGCUGUUGUGGACGACGGAGUUAACAUGAAUCAUCCCGACCUAAGAUCUAACUUUGUAAGUACUUAUUUUUUUACCUAUUGUGGCCAAACGGUGCUGAGUCAAUGCUUACUUGCUUACCGCAUAGUUAGGGAACUACGGUCAAUAUCCAGCAUCCUAGCGAGGAGCGAGGAUAUUUUAGAAAUGGCGUGCACUUAUUUUUCCUCAUAAAAUAGACAAGACUGAGGUUACUAGUAACCUUACCUUAUACCUUUCACCCUUUAUCAUCAAAAACAAAACUAAAUUCGCUUGCUAGAGAGGGUAUAUUUUCUUCAUAUGUUGUAAUUCAAUUUUUCAGUGAGGGGAACGUAUUUGUGGCUCCUCAGUUUUGCAAUGCGCAUCCUGUACUGCACAUAAAAGUCACGUUAUUGGGCGUAUGUUCGCGCGCGCACUCCGAGAAAACGGAAUUGUUCUUUAAUAAAUGUACCAAGUAAAUAGGUACCAUGGUCUUCCGCUCUUGAGAUUUUCUGAUCUACCUAUCAAUUCUUUUUGAAUUGUUGUUAUGAAAAAACCCUUACUUCCAGCUACCGCAAAAUGUACCUUGAAGCUAAAAAAUGGGGUAAGUUUGGUUCAUCAUAUCUCUUGAAGAAGCACGGUGACUUGUCGUUUUUAUUGUAUUUUUUGAAACAGACAUUGGUAGGCAACAUUUAAGGAAGGUUUAAAAAUUAUUCGAUAACCCUGAGGAAUCACCUUAACAACCACAUAUUUCGACUACGUAGGACUUUCAACACAACAAACUUCGAAGGUGACUAUGUUAAGAUAAUUGUUCAAUCGUCAAUCGAAACAACUCCUUUCAAAUUUUUAUUCAAACAGAAAAAAGAUGUAAGUUAUGACUUCACGAAGAACCUCACUAUAGACGAAUAUCACAGUCCCGGCAGGUAUGUCCCCUUAAUCCUGUCUUUUCUAAUCUCAGAAACACCUUAUUGAUUAAAUAUCGCUAGUGGUUACCUUUGAGUUAAGACGUUCUCUCAAAACAGUGUCAAACACAUAAAUUGUGAAACUACAACAGUUUAUACCUUCUACUAUCUUGUAUUGAUGCAGCCUGUUUCGAUAUUUUCGAAAUAACAGUUAUGGUAGUAGAGACAGUGUGUCUGAAUUAAGACCUUGACAGCGAAAAAUCUGCUCAAUCAAAAUCAUUGAGAAUUUUUUGGGUCAACGUUGAAAGAUGAUUCAGAGAAUUAUAAUUAAUUAAUUGUUACGUUUUAUUUGUCGAGUGCAGUUUUAAACAUUUAAACUUUUCUUCUUUCGUUCUAUUAUCACAUGGGUAUAGUUAUGAUAUGAUAAUUUUCCUUUUUGUCAACAAAGUCAUGGAACAAACUGUGCUGGAAUUAUUGCUGGUGAAAACAAUUCAAAUUGUGGAGUGGGAAUUGCCUAUAAUGUAGGAAUUGCAAGUAAGAACAAAAUUUUGACGUUAUCUUAAACGGUUACUUAGUAUUAUGUUUGGAAUCAAAACCGUAAAUUAACUCCCGGAAGAGAUUUUAAAAUACCUUUACUCCUCGUAAUAACAAUUCAUCUAUGGCAAACAGCUUAACGAAUCAAGGGGUAUAAUUUUUUUCGCGUUGAAGUUUUUGCUGGGCUUAUGCAUUUACGCUACGGUAAGCAAAUUAUGGGAGGCGAUUGCGCAGCACUUUAUGCAAACUACGAAAAUAGGAUAACUUUCGUAGCGCGAAAUUCGAUUGCCCUAAAAUUUGGUAGAUGAAUCUGACAACGUCAGUGAUGUGAUUGAAUACACGUAACCUGUUGAGCAAAAAAAAAAGGAAGAAACUAGCAGAACAUGAAAUCUCACCUCCUGCUAUCACUCAAAAGGAUGAAUAGGUAUCAAUUAGAUGUCGGUUUGUGUAAACACAAAAAAAAUUGUGGGAGGAGAUUAUUCAGUUUUUCUUGCUUACGAAGCGCGAAAUUUAAAUAUACUGUACUCGGAUUGAACAGUCGAGUCGAAUGGGAGAAAUUGACGAGCAUGUGCGACUAUUUCCACUCGCUCAUUGUUUUUUUUUAACUCCUUUCUUUGAAUUGAAAUACGGAAAGAGAAAGAUACCCGUAAAACUACAUGAAUUAACGACGCGCGAGGCUUCGGACGUUAUCACCAGGUUUAAAUCACACGCUAGAGGAAGGAGAAUAUGAACCUUUUUGUGCACAUCAGGAACAAAAUCUCAUUCACGCAGCGCGAAAUUUAAAUAUCCGUACAUUAAACAAUCGAGCAAAUGAAGACAGUCUUCUACAUGAUUCAACGGCGUGGUAAGCUUCGGACGUUAAUGCCAGGUUACACAUGCUCUCAUCACCUUUGUAUCGCACAGUGAGCCUCUAAUUGAAUAUAUCUUUCGCCAGUUUUAAGCAAUGUAAAGGAAAAAACGGUGACAUUUCUUUACUUCAGAUACGAAAGCUACAGUCGCCCCACCAUCCACCCCUUCUUGACUAUUUGCAUCCUAAAAAAUCUACCAGAAUCACCUCCACGAGGAGGAUUUGUCGUAUCAUCAGUUUUGCCUAUGGUUUAAAUCUGCCGCUCGUAUGAUAAUCGGAAAUUUUGAAAAAUCCCGCGUGUAUUUUAAAGCUGCCAUAUACGGUCAUUGUUAAUCGUUAAACAAAGCCUGCUCAACUUUCAGCUGAUCCGCUUUUCUUGAUACGAACGAGAAUAGAAACACAUCAGAUGCUUAGUCAGUCAAUUAACAAGCUAGGAAAAGUAAUUUCAAAUUUCCUCUCCCAAACCAAAUUAGGAACGUUCUUCCCAAUUAAGCCUCAACCAAAAAUUUUAAACAGGAAUAAAAAUGAACAACACAAACAGAAAAAAAUCCGUCAACUGAUAAACAUAUUUCAAACCAGUUCUUGUAUGCUGCAGUGAAGGAUGUAUUUCGCCAUCCAAUCAUACACACGCGAAAUGUAGACAACACUUGUGUUGACUGAUUAGACAUUUUGUUUUCAUAGGUCUUCGAAUUUUUAAUGCCCUCACAAAAUCAACGGAUUUAUUAAAGGCGAGGGCCUUGAGCCACAAGAGUCAAUCGGUUGACAUAUACUCCAACAGCUGGGGGCCUGGGAACAUUGGUUGGGAAGUAGAGGGUCCUGGACCUCACCUAACAAAUGUUUUAGAGGAUGGAACCAAAAAGGUAAGUUACCUAUAUAAAAAUUCCCUUUUUUAUUUCUUAUUUUCUGAAAAUGCAUAAUUAUAUAAUUAUAGAGACAAAAGUUACAAAGUUUAAAAUAGCUCAUUGAGGGGAGCGCGGGUGUGGGGAGCUUAUAUACUUUUAGGUGACUGUUCAGCUCCUCAAAAGUAUAUUUCGCAACUUUGCAAAACCUAAUUAACAUUCCGAAAAGGUGAUUAUCCCUAGGAGUGAACUUGGAGAAAAUAGGGUAAAUUCUUCAGUCACAAGUACCCAAAGCAGCCACCACUGUCUUUUUCUUAACACGCACAGAAUGGUAAAUGUCUCAGACAUUUUCUUUACAAUUCACCUGUCUAAACUUAGUUGUAAAUUCCAUGAUGCCAAAAAAAUUCUUUUAAAAUUACAGACUGUUCAGUGUUAUACUUUGUUAAAAUUUAGGGUCGCAGUGGCAAAGGGUCCAUAUUUGUCUUCGCGGCAGGAAAUGGAGGCAGUUCAGGUGACAGCUGUGCUUUCAACGGUUACGUAAACAACAUUCACACAAUCGCCAUCUCUGGGGUGAACUGGGACGGAGCGGUACCAGGUUACACUGAGAAGUGCGCAGCCAUCAUGGCCGUCACUUAUGGAAAGGACACGUAUUCUUACAGAACAGAUAAAGGAGUCAAACCUCCAUUGGUGAGUUAUCACAGAGGUUUCGAGUUCUUGAAAACCUGAUGAGCUGAAUUAUGCUGAUCUUAUUUUCACUGCGUGUUCAUUCCUGAAAAGAUCAUUCUCAUCUUCUUAUAUUAGUCUGUAGUUUAAUUAUAUGAAACUUCUACAUAUUCACAGUCGUUCAAAAUCUUCUCUUUGUCAUUUUUAAUGCUUCAGAGAGAUAAUUCUCUGGUUGCAUGAUUUAAUUCACAGAUUACAACCAAGGGAGCGAGAGGUUGCACGGAGAGCUUUACAGGCACUUCCGGCACCGCCGCGAUUGCUUCUGGGAUCAUUGCUUUGGCUCUAGAAGCAAAGUAAGAAAUAUACCUUCCUACUCUCUACCAACAAGCCUUUUUCUAACUCAAAAUUAUAUUGUUAUCAUAUUUUCCUUUUGUUCAUUUAUUUUUUAAUUGCUAGGAUUAAUCGAUUGUUUAAUAAACACUCUAAUGUGCUGUGAAAACCCACCCUUGUAAACUACCAAGGUAAUUUGUUAUUAUGAACUUAGUUAAUUAAAAUAAAUUGGCCACCGUUAAGAGUUUCAAAACUGACGUUUCGAGCGUUAGCCCUUUGGAGAGUUGUGUGUGUGUUCGUAUGCAAAAAAUGGAACUAUGCUAUUGGUGGGAACAUGGUAACGAGAAAAAACAAGAAUAUAUUCGUUGAAUGAAAAGCGCUCGUUGAUACCGUGGGGAUUUAGAGUGCCUAUUUAAAAGAUAAAUUUUUGUUCUAGAGUUUUUCGGCUUUCCUGACUGCCCAGCUGAGGGGAAAGGCCGAAAACUACCAUAUGCUUCUUAAAAUGGCGAGGGAGACUAUAGUGUUUAGCGACUGGUUUGAAUGUGUCCUUGUUAUUUCUUUCUACGUCGCGAAGGUGUUUUCGGGUCACCUGGUCGUCUUCCUGUUUCAUGCAAUAGAUGACAUUGGCAGAAGUGCGAUGUAUUAAGUAAUCUUAAUGGAUCUCUUGGGUCCCCGGCGACAUUUUCUCAACGUUAUGAAUGAGAGGACAGGUUUUACAUCGUGCGCGAGAGCAUUUGAUAGUUCCAGGUUGGUCAUUAGGUUGUUAUCAACUUCUGACUAAAAAGUUGUCUCUGUUUUUGUCGCGUCUGAAUGAAAUUAGUAGCAAAAACAUAGCGCUAGCCUCUAAAUCAAGAAUGACAGCUUUCACUUCGUAGUUGUGAGGGUGAAAUGUGAGAGUGAACGGAGUGUGAUCAAUAUUUUUCUUCUCAGUCGUUUGUAGUGCUGACUGUCGAUCAACUUGUUGGGCGCAGUGGUGGCCCACUUGAAAAACAGAAACUAGAUAGCCACGUUUAUCGAAAAACUAGCACGUUGCCUCUGAUUUGUCAGAGUCGUGUUUUUUCCUGGCGUAGCACCUCGGUAGCUUUCUUUAGGCUUGGCAUGGUCCGCUGUUCUGAAAUCUGUGGAUUGAUACACACCACCCACAAUUCCUCCAUUCGCUCUGACGAAGGGCUAACGCUACAAACGUUAGCUUUGAAACUCUUCUUCACACGGUGGCCAAUUUUCGUCGUCAACUACGUUGAUUAUAUACCAAACCACCCUGUUAUACUCCUCAACCGACGCAACACCACAUUUUCUUCAGAAACUUGCCCAAUUUAUUCACUUGUAAAGUACCGUUUUAUUAAAUUGGCUUGCCUCUAGGGGAAAUUGUGACAAAACAGUGCCAACUAACCAAAUAAUAAAUUAUUACUUUUGCAAAACUGAAUGACUCUAAUACACUUCCCUUCCUCGUUUAGUCCACGUCUCACGUGGCGGGAUGUUCAGCAUUUGAUAGUCAGAAGUUCACAGCCUCUAGAUCCACCCCUAGUGGGUCGCUAUGCAUUACGCUGGCGUCCCAGACCUACCUGGCGAAUCAACAGGGCCAAUGUCUCAGGUAUAUGUCAGUUGAAACUACUUUUUACGCCCAGCAUCAUCAAUAUAUAAUGCACGUAGCUUGAGUUUUAUUUUGUGGAUUGGACAUUUUUCAUAUCUUUGGGGAACGAAUUUGAUUCGUACAUGACAAACUUGUAGAAAGCCCGAAAAUAUAAGAGAAAAUUUGAAAGAAACAGUUCUCUCUCAUGACCUUAAAUGGGUAAACAAUGAACGUAUAAGGUAAAGAGGACUAUUGCCACCUGGUUCGCAGGUAAAGAGUCUUUGUUUGUGUGAAAGUAGUGCAUUGUUGCUCCCCUUUUUUGAGGAAUUGAUUUCGCGGGAUUACCCUUCCCGCGACCAGAAUGAAAGAUAAUCCAUGACAAUGAAAACCCGCAAAAUUUUCAUGUUGCGUCGAGCCCAAAUGAUUCUACAGGUAACUUUUGGGCAACCUAAGUGGCGAUGAAGGAGUUUUGCACUCGUGCAAGUGGGCUUGUUUAUAUAGGCAAGUCUGUUCAAGUCCUUUGGACUCGGUUUUCGCAUAACAUUGCCACAGUAAACUGUUCUUACUCUUUCCUUGGAUUUUUUGAAACCACGAAGAAUUUUCUUUUUCAUUUUAGUCAGCAAAUAUUAUGGGUUUGGACUGAUGAAUGCCAGAUUGAUGACUACAUAUGCAGAGUAUUGGGUUUCUGUUCCGGAGCAACUGUCUUGUGAAAUUAAACACACAAUCAAUGAGUAGGUAGCUGUGUCCCAUCGUUUGAACGUUAUUUUUGAUGUUAAAUUAUAUUACUUGAUACUGCACGCAAGUCAAUUGAUGAGAAAGAGUCAGGUAGUUUAUUAGUUGAAGUUAGAGUUGGGUGAAUGAUCCACAUGUAUCGAUCCUCUGCCUGUUGGUGUUUGGAACUUUAUAAAGGGAAACCAUACAGAUUCCAUCCUGUUUUGUUAAAUCAACACAGAGGACCUAACAAAGAGUUGUGCCAUUAAUCUCUAAUGAUUGAAGGGAAUCUUUGUACACUAAUUUUCGUGCUCAAACCUUUUUAAGGUCUGCACCAACUUUGAUUCCUUCAACUGGAGAUUUAAACCUAACCUUCACCGCAAACAAACACAAUUGUGGCAUCCGAUUCCUGGAGCACGUUCAAGUAAAAAUGGAUCUCAUUUUUCCUGGUCGAGGUCACUUGGAGAUGACUUCAAAAUCACCGAGUGGAACAAACUCCCAACUCCUUUAUUCACGACUUUUUGAUACUUUUAGCAAUGAAAACAACUUGACAAACUGGAAUGUCACUAGUUUACACUACUGGGGAGAGAAUCCUGCUGGAGACUGGAAUAUAACGAUACGAAGUACACAACAACGUAAGACUGGAAGAAAAGGUAAUACAAGAUUGAUUUUUCAUUAAGAAUGUAAAUGGAAAGCAGGGGUGCGAAGGAAAGGUUGUUGGUACAAGCAAAGCGAGGAUAACACGUUUUUCAAUCUGAGAGAAAUUCAUGAUAUUUCUCCCUGAUUAACGUGUAAAUGCUUUGGAGUUUACUCACCACAAUGACUUUGCAAGCAUUUGUUUCCCAGUUUUGUCGUCUGCCUCUAACCUUGGCCAUUAUUUCUGAGCUCUCAUUACGGACCUAUCAUUCAUUGUUCCCCUGGGUGGUGAGCGCUCAAAAGUAAUGGUUAAGGUUUGCAGUUUCUGUUUUGUAUUAUUCAAUGCGAGACUUAGAAAACAAAUUAUGCAAUGGCGUUGUCUUCUGUUGAUCAGUUUCACACUUACUACAGUGGUAAGAGCCGCCAAAAAGUAUGUUUUUACCUUUCAGUGCAGCUCCUUGAUACCGAGUGAGAAAGAUGCACUUUGAAAUAAUCAGGAUGUAUCAUCAGGUCGCGGGAUAAGAUCUUAGGAAAAACAAACAAACUCAUAAACUACACAUUAACUGACUUGAGCCACCGCACCUUGAUGGAACGAGACACAGUUUUUCCUUCCUGGCUUAAUAUUGUCCUUGGUUUAUUCAAAUCUGAGUUCUUGUUCCCCUCUUGCACUGAACCUUUUACAUAAGGAGCAGAAUUCCACCCCCACCCCACCCUUCUUCAUUUAACUACUUGCUUAGUUGUUUAUUUAUUUAUACAUUCUUUCAGGAAACAGUUAUUGUUAUUUGUGGCCUUAAAGAGGGGAGAGUCAAUUAACUGCUAAUGGGAAGCGGGGCUCACAUGAAUCUAUGAAUAUUACAUAGUCUUAUGGGGGAAUCAGGUGAAUUUAUCGCCACACAGCCAAAAUCCUCCCCCCCCCUCCCCGCCAGGCAAUAAAUGUUUACUGGUGUUAAUUAAUCAACAGGACGCAUGUUUUCGUUGACGUUAUUCCUGUUUGGAACCAAAGACGACCCUCUCGCAGAUAACGGUCAUGUUGAUAGAAAUAUAAAGAGAGUUAAAACAGUUGAUAUCGAAGAACGAAGAAGAGGUACGUAUCGUCAUUAAAUGUCCUUUGCAUCUGAUCAGAUACGUACCUCCUAUUUUAGAGUCAUUUGAGCCGCCCUAGGAUUAAACGAGAGAGCACGAGGUCCUGUCUUGGUCUAAAACACCAUUUGAAUGGACUACACGUGAUUUCUAGUGAAAUGUGGGAGAAGAAGAUACAACUGAAUUAAGUAGUCAGGCUGGCAAACUUUGAAAAAUAAUCAUAUUCCCUCACAUACCUUUGUUCCGGGCCUGCAAUUAUUUCACCGCAUGCUCGACUUUUACAAUAUGACUCUUGUAAAUUUUGAAACAAAAGCUGAACUUUCACAGGUACAGGCCUACAACAAGACCAAAAGCUAACUACGCGCCUGUCCGAGUUUAGUGGCUCAUAGCCAAUUCAAAUUUUCUUUUAACAAGCCACUUUCCGUUGCAAUUGAUCAAUAUUUUUUUUGUACCAUUUCCUGUUUCAUAGGAAUGGGUAAAUAUAGAAAAAUAAGAGUUUAUAAUCCCUUGAUAAAUGCUAUUAGAGUAAGAUCUUCUUUAGGAAUGACGAACAUAGUUUCAUGAUAAUCUCGAACUGAAGUGAUAUCAAUAUAAUCGCAAGCUCUCUUUCUUACCGCCUGAGACUUAUACCUUCCAGCAUUUUUGCUUGAAGAAUCCUUCGUUUUUAAGUUUCAAACCUGUAGAAAUUGGGAGUAAAUUUUUUGUAUUUCGGUGCAUUUUGACAAGUUGCUGUCAACCUUAAUACUUUCUUGCACUUACGUAACUUUUUUUCAUUGUAUUUGGGUGUAUUUAACACAACCGCCGUCAAUCAGCAAACGAAAAUUGUUGGUAUUAUCUAUUUUAUGAGCAUUAGUAUAUUCGGGUGAGCUGUAGGCCCAUCUUACGAUAGCCUCGUUUCAUACCUUUUCAGAUGCAUAUUCGUACACAGUUUGCUAUCUGAGGCUAUUCAUUCCUGUAAGGGAAAAGCCGUCACAAAACUUUGUUGUCUUCAUCAGUACGAAAAAGGUUCCCUAUCAUUAGCGCUCGCGCCCACAAAUGCGACGCAAGUUUUCCCUCAACGUUUGGUGACUCCAUAAUUCAUUAAUAAAAUCAGUUCCAACCUGGUCUUCUCAGCCUGUACUUUCUGCCACUGAUAGCUUUGUGUUCAUAAAUUCUAAUUUCAGAUAUUCCAGUUCACGGGGGCUGGCAACAGUGGAAUUCCUGGUCCUCCUGUGACAAACGUUGUGGGGGAGGGGAGCAGACGCGAUCUCGGACGUGCAGCAAUCCCUCACCGGCAAAUGGUGGGAGAGGUUGUGACGGAACUGAGAGAGAUUCACAGCGAUGUAACACACGUCAUUGCCCAGGUAAAUAUUUCAUGCAAUAUCAAAACGAAGCCUGCGUGAGAGAAAUAUCUACAUAACACUCGUAACAAAAAAAAGUAUACGGUACUGGUAGAAGUGGGGAAGAUCUUCAUUUAAAAACGUCAUUAAAAGGAGGGGUCAAACCAGGAGAAAACAUCUACGACAAGGAGUAAAAACUAGUUAGUACGAUGCGGGUUUAAAUCAUUUAUCUCAAAAAGUUGGAUUGUUCACAUUUGGAUGCUAGGGCUAACAAGUUGGUAACUUCUGUCUGAUGUUAUCCAUGAACUCUAUAAAACCAAAAUGAAACCUGACUUGUAUGUUAAUUGAAUUUGAAACGAGAUGUAGAUGUAACUUUGCUAGUCUUUUCGAUAUUUCCUAUUCUGUUUUUCUAGAAGUUUAUGUUUGUUAAUGGCCCUAGAAAUAUAUUUGCGCUUACGACGGAGAAAGGAAACGUUUUUAAUUUCCAAUCUAUAUUCUUGUUGUUCAACGUGCACCUUUCUAUAGAAUGCAAUCCAGUCCUACUUAGGUCCAAACACCAUGAUGAUUUAUAAAAUAAUUGACAUAGUACGCGCUCUCAAUGGUCAACUGGCCAGUUUAGAUGAGAGUAUAGAAACGCAUUUGUGACUUCACAAUUUUUCUGUUUGCUGUCACAAUUUGAAAACUUUAUCCUAUCAAAGCUUUCGCAAUACUGGCAAAGUAAUUCCAAGUACAUUUAACAAAUAUUAGAGAUAGAGAAAAAUUUGUCUAACCUUCAUCUGAGGUGGCCCGAUGCGCAAUUUGCAUUUUUGCAGGGAAAUUUUUGCAUUUACUAAAUGUACUACAAUAAAAUACCCUUCAAGUACUUUUUAUCAUGUUAUUAUAAAAUGUUCGCAAAAACGCACGCUGCAGUAUGUGCCACAGUGUCAAGGGGGCUGAAAACAAACAGGGGAAGGACAUUUAUUUAUACAAAUUAAUGCUCUUACAGAGAAAGCCUGAGGCCCACUGAUUGUGUGAAACCGUGUUUUGGGUUAGACCUCGCGUAAAUAAGCGGCCCUAAGUGUUUUGCGUUCAGUCUUAAGAAUCAAACAGAUUGAAAACAUUAGAUCGGUAUGUAUACCAUCGCUAACUCAGGGAAGGAAAGACUUGCGUCAUCUACGAAAUGGAGCCAACUGGAAGCUGAUCACUACAAGCUCAGUAGUGUUCUUAGCUGUGAGGAUCUCUUACAUUCGUUUCUUCACCGCAGUGCAUAUAUACGAUUUUCAUAUAUCUACAUUCAUUAUUCAUCACUUGGAUGGUUUAUUUAGACCCAACUUGCAAUGAAACUUGCAAUGUUGAUUCUUUGGUGACCAAACGUCACGUACGACAGAUAAUCAAUUGUUAGAAAGAAACUGUUUUCCUUUUUUUAGAGAAUAAAGGAUACACUCCAUGGUCCCCCUGGUCAAAGUGUAAAGCUACGUGUGGUGAAGGAACUCAAUUUCGCAAACGUUUUCGCACCAACACACCACGAGAAAGUGGAGGAACAUCUUGCAAAGGAAUUAAUGAAGAGACCCAGAGCCAAAAAUGUAGCGUGAUGCAGAGCUCUCCACCAGGUAUUUGCGUAUUUGAUCCCUAAAUAAAAAACAGUUUUCGACUUCAAACUUUGCGACAUUUACUUUGGAUUGAAUAAUUGAUUACGUAACACUUUAAAAAUAAGAUUGUGACUGCAACCUUAUUCAAGUCGUGCAGAGGUCUCUGACAAAUUCCGACAAAGAAAACUAGUUUCUCGUCAAGCUUCCACGCUCUAUCCACCGAUCAGGCAUCAAUUUAAGCCCGGAUGAAAUCAGAAUAAACAAUUGUUCACAUGAGCCUUUGAAACAAAUGUACAAAUAGUGCACAUCCUAACGUUCAUUGAAAUCUUCUUUCAGUUUGCAAGAACGAGGGACCAGAUGAUUUCUGCGACGAGAGCGUGUCCCGAUCCCUUUGC